This is a messenger RNA of Quercus robur (English oak), 3774 nucleotides long. RefSeq lists its product as uncharacterized. The transcript is spliced from 4 exons. Gene Ontology annotation, molecular function: catalytic activity. NCBI's taxonomy places the organism in Eukaryota, Viridiplantae, Streptophyta, Magnoliopsida, Fagales, Fagaceae. The record is from RefSeq and is a predicted model, not a curated record. Bases 1 to 3774 code for a protein of 1257 amino acids.
AUGAGCAUGGAGCAUGGACAAACUCGCGUAGGGAAGGAGACACGACCAUUCAUGCCUCCAGGAUCAGUAGAAACAUGCAAUGGGCCGAGUAGAGAUAUUAAAAGAAAGUAUCUAGCUCAGAGAAUUAUUGAUGGGCUCCAAGUGGCUAAUGCAGUCCAGCACAUUAUGAAGGAAGGACCAAAACCGGUGUAUGAAUCUAAUGAAGCAAGCCCAAGUAUUGUGCAAUCCAAAAUUUCACUUAAGCCCAGUGACCGAGUAGCAGUUAUCAAGCCCAGUAAGCCCAACCCGCAAGCUUCAGUUAAGGGUAAGAAGGGCUUGGCACGGAACAGGGCAUUCCAAUCUCCUUCUCAUUCUAAUCGUGCUAGCGCUGGUGAGAAAGAGAGUAGAGCUGGUCCGCCUCUGUUCAGAGGUGGGUGUAGCAGAGAUCACGAUGCCUCUUUGAAUGGAGAGAAGUGCGAUGGAGGGGAUAGCGAAAUGUCAGCGGAGGGGUCCAAUGGUGAAGAUGGAAGGGAGGAUUUUUCUGAUAUGGAAAAUUCUGACAGAGUGGAGAUUACGGCAUUAGCCAACACUGAACAGGAGAUUCAUACCGUGGUAAAGGUAGGAAACUCUAACUCCAGCUGGUUGUUUACUGCAAUUUAUGCUAGUCCUAGAACUGUGGAAAGACAUGUUUUAUGGAAUAACUUAAUUAAAGUUGCUGAGAUGCAUGAUAUGCCUUGGGUGUUAGCUGGUGAUUUUAAUGAGCCUUUAAUGGAUAGUGAUAAAUUUGGGGGCAAGGCGGUUAGUGUUAACAGAUCGCUUUUUUUUAAGGAAUGUCUGGAUAAGUGUAGUAUGAUAGACAUUGGGUUCUCUGUUCCGCGCUUCACGUGGACAAAUAAAAGAAAUAUUCAAGCUCUCAUUCAAGAGAGGAUUGAUAGAUUUUUUGUAAAUCCCAGCUGGUGCCUUAUGUUCCCUGAAGCAAAAGUGGUUCACUUGACUAGAUGUCAUUCGGACCAUUGCCCUGUGCUUCUGGAAAUGCAGCCUAGAGUUGUUGUUAAUAGAAAGAAACCUUUCAAGUUCCAAACUUGUUCGUUGUCUGACCCAACCUUUCCUAAUUUAGUCUCUCAAUCGUGGAGACACUAUCCUAUGCUUGCGGAUGCUAUAGAUUGUUUUACUAAAGAGGCAGAGAAGUGGAAUAGAACGCAAUUUGGGAAUGUGUUUGCUAGAAAAAACAAUAUUAUGGCUCGCCUAAAUGGUAUUCAGCGGGCUGUAGCGAUUAGACCUUCAAAUUUCCUCCUAAAUCUUGAGAGUGAGCUGCUAAAAGAGCUUGAUAAUGUGCUGAACCAGGAGGAAGAAAUUUGGGCUUUGAAGUCUAGAGUUAAUUGGAUGAUUCAAGGAGAUCGUAAUACUGCCUUUUAUCAUGUCUCUACCUUGGUUAGGAGAAAAAGGAAUCAAAUUUUGGCGAUUAAAGAUUCAGUAGGGGAGUGGUUGUAUGAGGAUGAGGCAAUUAAAAAUGUAAUUAGGAGUGGUUUCAUCGAAGUGUACUCCUCCUCUCUCUCUAGUGCUUCUGAGUCUAUUCCUUUUACCACUACAUGGCAAGGCAGAUUGUCAGAUGAGGAAAAGGAGAGUAUUAGUGGGGAUGCUUCAGUGGAGGAAAUUAAAAAUGCUUUGUGGUCUCUAAAGGCUUUUAAGGCUCCAGGGCCGGAUGGCUUGCAUGUGGGGUUCUUCCAUAGAUUCUGGCUGAUUGUUGACAACUCGGUGAUUGAUUUAGUGAAGAAAGUUUUUGUUGAGAGGAAAGUGCCAGAAUUCUUGAAUAGGACCCACAUUGUCCUUAUUCCAAAGAUUCAAGGGCCGGAGACUUUGGGUAACUAUAGGCCUAUUAGUUUAUGCAAUACAGUCUAUAAAGUGAUUGCAAAGGUUAUUGUUGCUAGGCUUAGGCCUUACUUGGAUAAGCUUAUAUCUCCUCUUCAAACUGCCUUUGUGCCAGGGAGGAAAGGCCAGCUUAUUCAAGAAAAAUGUGAGGCAAAAAGGUGGCAGCCUGUUAAGGCUUCUCAAAGUGGACCAUCGUUUUCGCAUUUAUUUUUUGCGGAUGACUUAGUCCUAUUUGGGAAGGCAGAUGGGAGGGAGUGUGCUGUUAUUAGAGAUGUCCUUGAUGAAUUUUGUAGCAUAUCGGGGCAAUUGGUGAGCAUUACCAAAUCUAGAGUGUACUUCUCUCCUAAUGUGGAUAGGGAUACAAGAGAAUCGUUAUGUGAUAUUCUUGGGUUUGCUUCCACGGCAUCUCUUGGCAAAUAUCUUGGGUUUCCCAUCAAGCAGCUGGGUUCCAGUUCCCAAGAUUUUAAUUUUGUCCUAGAUAGAGUCAAGCAAAAAUUGUCGGGGUGGAAAGCGAACUUGCUAUCCUUGGCUGGCCGGGCUGUUUUGAUUCAAGCUUCCUCGUCAUCAAUUCCUUCCUACGUUAUGCAAGGCACUUACUUACCAGGGAGAAUUUUGGAUGGCAUGGACCGGGUUAAUAGAAAUUUCUUAUGGGGUUCUUCGGAGACUACGAGGAAAAUCCAUUGGGUUGGUUGGCAGAAAGUUACAAAACCAAAAGAUAAAGGUAGGCUAGGAUUGCAAGAGGCAAAAGGCAGAAACACUGCUCUCCUUGCCAAGUUGAAUUGGAGGUUACAUACGGAGGAUGAUGCUUUGUGGGUGAAAGUGUUGAAAGGAAAAUGUUGUAGCAACAGGAGACUAAAUGCUGUCAAUAUGGAUAGACUGCCUUGCUCUCAGAUUUGGAGAGCCAUAAAAAAGGGUAGAGAUACCUUCAAUAAAGGCAGCAUGUGGGUGCUUCAUAGAGGCAGUUCUCUUAACUUUUGGGUGGACAAUUGGACUUGUAAAGGCCCUAUUCGCGGCCUCAUUCAUGGUCCUUUAACUCGUGAUGCAAGCCAAUGGAAGAUUAAAGAUGUCUUGUUGAGUGGAGUUUGGGAUUGGAACCGAAUUCCCUUUGAGCUUACCCCUGAAAUUAAAUUGACUAUCCAAGCCAUUCCUAUUUCCUUAGCGGAUGGAGGUAGGGAUAGGAUUGGUUGGCGAGGUAAUGCUAGAGGUUGCUUUGAUCUCAAAAGUGCCUAUUCCUUUGCUAGAGAGGUGGAUGAUGUGGAAAUUAUAGAUGCUGGUUGGAUUUGGAAAUUAGAAACUCUCCCAAAAAUUAAGACUUUCCUAUGGAGAUGUGUUCACAAUAGCAUAGGAGUGAAAGAUUGUCUUGCUAGAAAAGGCUUUAUGGAUGAUAAAGGGUGUCCCGUGUGCCAUAGAGAACUGGAAACCAUAUUGCAUGCCCUUAGAGACUGUCCAAGGGUAAAGCAUAGAUGGAGUCAGUUGGGUGUAAAGGGAGAUAGUAGUGUUUUUUGGAGGAGCAAUCUGCAUAAUUGGUUGCAAAACAAUGGGAAAGGGAGCUGUAGUACUAUUCAAGGGAAGCCACCAUGGAGAAUCAUGUUUAACUUUGUUGUGUGGAGCAUUUGGAAGAGCAGGAACUCUUGUGUUUUUAAUAGAAAGAGCCCAAAUCCGAAUCUGCAUAAGGAGAUUUAUAACCAAGCUACUGAGUUCAUGUUUUGUGUAGCUUCUCCUCGUAACCAAGUCCGUAAAAUCAGCAAGAGAAUUAGAUGGGAAAAGUCGCCGGCAGGAUGGAAAAAGUUGAACACAGAUGGAUCGGUUUUAGGGAGUAUGGAGAGGGCUGGCUGUGGAGGAGUAGUUAGGGAUGAGCAUGGGAGUUGGAUUGCUGGGUUCACAAGACAUGUAGGAGCAACCAAUAGUUUUGCUGCUGAGCUUUAG